Xiphophorus maculatus (southern platyfish) is the source of this 1176-nucleotide messenger RNA. RefSeq names its product cyclin H (gene ccnh). Gene Ontology annotation, molecular function: cyclin-dependent protein serine/threonine kinase regulator activity. Gene Ontology annotation, cellular component: nucleus; transcription factor TFIIK complex. The coding region runs from base 217 to 1176 and encodes 319 amino acids. The transcript is spliced from 10 exons. NCBI's taxonomy places the organism in Eukaryota, Metazoa, Chordata, Actinopteri, Cyprinodontiformes, Poeciliidae. The record is from RefSeq and is a predicted model, not a curated record. Gene Ontology annotation, biological process: regulation of cyclin-dependent protein serine/threonine kinase activity; regulation of transcription by RNA polymerase II; DNA-templated transcription.
CUCAUGCUGGCGUUCAACAAUGGUGACGCGCUGAGAUUCGGAUUAGAGUACUUUAGUCUGUUUUUACUCUAUAAAAUAUUGACUUUAGCCUCAUAAGUAAUUUAAACCGUGUAUCUGAACACACAUAACCGGUGUACACCAAAGUCAUUUAGUGGAGUGAUGCGUAACUAGAUCCACGAGCGUAAGUUGCUGAAUGUUGUGAAUAAAUAAACCACCAUGUUCCACAACAGCUCACAGAAGAAAUUCUGGACUUUUAAAAACGAGGGUGAACUGGAGCAGAUGCGUUACAUGGCCAACGAGAAAUUCCGUAGGAAGGCGCUAGAAAGUGGGAAGCCCGGUGUCGGUGACUUCACGUUCUUGGACCGCCACGAGGAGGACGCGUUGUUUCGACACUACGAGAGGAGACUGCUGGACUUCUGCAACGCUUUUAAACCCGCGAUGCCCAAAGCUGUGGUGGGUACAGCCAUCAUGUACUUCAGGAGAUUCUACCUGAACAACUCGAUCAUGGAGCAUCACCCCAGGAUUAUCAUGCUGACGUGUGCAUACCUGUCCUGUAAGGUGGAUGAGUUCAACGUGUCCAGCACCCAGUUCGUGGGAAACCUUCUGCAGGAGAGUCCGGCGGGACAGGAAAGGGUCGUGGAGCAAAUCCUAGAGUAUGAGCUGCUUCUUAUCCAACAGCUCAAUUUUCACCUGGUGGUCCACAAUCCCUACAGACCUAUGGAGGGUCUGCUCAUUGACCUCAAGACUCGAUACCCGACGCUGGAAAACCCGGAGUCGCUGAGGAAGAGCGCCGAUGAUUUCCUUACCCAAGCAGCCAUGACGGAUGCAGGACUUCUGUUUUCUCCGUCCCAGAUUGCUCUGACAGCUAUUCUGAACAGCGCUUCCAGAGCUGGCCUCAAGAUGGAAAGCUACCUGACUGAAUGCUUGGGCCUUAAAGAGGACAAAGAAACUCUUAUGAAGAUGUAUGACUCCAUGAAACGGAUGAAAACCCUCCUGAAGAAGUAUGAACUUCCCAAACAGGAGGAGGUGAAUGCUUACAAACACAAGCUGGAGAGGAUUCACGCUGAAUUUGCUACUUCAAGCAACAAACGAAAAAGAGGAUAUGAAGAAGAUGGCCAUGUUGCCAAAGAACCUCGUUUGACCGAAGAGGACUGGACUGAUGAAGACCUCCUGUGA